Serpula lacrymans var. lacrymans S7.9 is the source of this 922-nucleotide messenger RNA. RefSeq lists its product as uncharacterized. Gene Ontology annotation, cellular component: heterotrimeric G-protein complex. Gene Ontology annotation, biological process: G protein-coupled receptor signaling pathway. Bases 160 to 405 code for a protein of 81 amino acids. Lineage: Eukaryota; Fungi; Basidiomycota; Agaricomycetes; Boletales; Serpulaceae. Gene Ontology annotation, molecular function: G-protein beta-subunit binding. The record is from RefSeq and is a predicted model, not a curated record. The transcript has 4 exons.
AGAAUUCACGCUCCGCCCAUAGCUUUCACACCAACCUCAUUCUCUCCUUGCUAACCGACCGUCUUUGCUACAGAGCUCUUUAGGCCGUGGUUUGGCGCUCAGUUUUCCACCUUCAACCAUUUGUUCACUACCCUCCACACGCCCUAAAAUAAUUUCAUCAUGAAUGCCCGUCCCCAUAAGCAAUCUAUGUCUGAGCUGAAGCUGCGGCGGCUUGCAGAGCACAAUCAACGGCUGCGAGAGGAUUUAGCACGGCCAAGGCUAAGAGUGAGCGAGGCUAGUACAAGCCUCAUUCGGUACUGCAAAACGACCAAAGAUCAUCUGGUACCAUCCGUAUGGGGGCCCGUGGGUAAGGGUGAAGACCCAUACGCACCUCCAGCUCAAGGUUGCAACUGCAUUGUGAUGUAAUACUCACUAUACCCCAUUGUCUCGACAUACCCGACAAUAUGUUACGCUUGCGUCCUGUCGUAUCUCUACGAAGAAGUCAGGUUCUGUUCGGGCGUGUCAGGUGUUACACUGCCCAGAAAGGCGAUAGUCAUCAUACCCUACCACAUUCGCCAUACCAUUAUCACCCUACGUUCCUUGCGUCCCAUCGUAUCGUAAUUUUUCUUACAAUGAUAUCAAAACAACGAACAUUGGCCUGACAUCUACUUCCUGAUCUACUGCAUGGAUCCAGUCCCCUACCGCCAUGCCUCUUGGCUCUUACACCUUCAAAUCUUCCUGUUUACAUCGGUCUGUCAUCAUCCAUCUUGGGAGCGGUUUUUAUAGUAUUAUUUUUUCUUCCCGGAUUUCCAUUAGUAUAUUGUUUAUUUACCCUUUCAGAGGACUGGAGACGUAGCAUGGGAUGUAACUGUUACCACAAUCAUAUUCGACAGUUUUCUACAUCUUAAUCACCGUCAAUCAGAUAGGAACAGCUAUGCGCCCU